Molecule: messenger RNA, 562 nt
Organism: Cyclopterus lumpus (lumpfish)
Lineage: Eukaryota; Metazoa; Chordata; Actinopteri; Perciformes; Cyclopteridae
Gene: pam16
Product: presequence translocase associated motor 16
Exons: 5
Coding region: 111-479 (122 amino acids)
Biological process (GO): protein import into mitochondrial matrix
Cellular component (GO): TIM23 mitochondrial import inner membrane translocase complex
Source: RefSeq, a predicted model, not a curated record
CUCGGCUGUCGGCGCUUCCAUGAACUUUGACCCUGAAGUAACCUUCGCCGGUGUCGUUACAUGCGAACACAGGAGCCGCACACUGCCUCGAGGAACCGUGGUGUUAAACAAUGGCGAAGUACCUCGCGCAGAUCGUUGUGAUGGGGGCGCAGGUGGUGGGACGCGCGUUCGCUCGCGCUUUGCGGCAAGAAUUCGCAGCGAGUCAAGCAGCGGCGCAGGCCAGGAACAGUGCCGGUCAGCACUCUGCUGCAGCCUCGAGCAUCACUGGGAUGAGCCUGCAAGAGGCGCAACAGAUCCUCAACAUCUCCACACUGACCCCUGAGGAGAUUCAGAAGAACUACGAGCACCUUUUUAAAGUCAACGACAAGAUGGUGGGCGGUUCAUUUUACGUCCAAUCAAAAGUGGUGCGGGCUAAAGAGCGUCUAGACGAGGAACUAAGUAUUCAGACACAAGACAAGCAGCAGAAAACAGAAACAUGAAGUAUGAAGUUAUGCCUCCCCUUUCUUUCCUCUCCCCAUCCUCUGUAAAUUAUAACCCAAUAAAAGCCUUCUCCUUUUCUCUA